Mangifera indica (mango) is the source of this 3691-nucleotide messenger RNA. Its product is annotated as probable sucrose-phosphate synthase 3. The record is from RefSeq and is a predicted model, not a curated record. Gene Ontology annotation, molecular function: sucrose-phosphate synthase activity; sucrose synthase activity. Gene Ontology annotation, biological process: sucrose metabolic process. Lineage: Eukaryota; Viridiplantae; Streptophyta; Magnoliopsida; Sapindales; Anacardiaceae. The coding region runs from base 190 to 3399 and encodes 1069 amino acids. The transcript has 12 exons.
CCACGUGUUCUUCUUCCUUUUCUCUUUCUCCAUUAUCUCCGGAUAUAUUAUUACUAUUACACAAUCCCACCAAUACACAAACUCUUCUUAACCCAACUCCCAAAAAACAACCUUCAAACUGCACUAUUUUCUUCUCUUUCUUCUACCAACAUUUUGCAUGCCACUGUAUUGUUACAAGAGUAAUCCAUAAUGGCCGGGAAUGAGUGGAUAAAUGGGUACUUGGAGGCGAUAUUGGACACCGGGGCGACGGCAAUUGAGGAACAGAAGCCAGCGCCAUUGAAUUUGAGAGAAACGGGACAUAAUUUCAACCCGACUAAGUACUUUGUGGAGGAGGUGGUUAGUGGAGUCGACGAGACUGAUCUUCACCGAACUUGGCUCAAGGUUGUCGCCAUGCGCAACACACGUGAGCGGAGUUCCAGACUUGAGAACAUGUGCUGGCGCAUUUGGCAUCUCACUCGCAAGAAGAAGCAGUUGGAGUGGGAAGAAGGACAGUGGCUGGCCCAUCGGAGAUGGGAGCGGGAACAAGGGCGCCGGGAUGUGACUGAGGACAUGUCUGAAGACCUGUCAGAAGGAGAGAAGGGAGAUGGUCUGGGGGAGAUGAUGCAGCCUGAAACUCCAAGGAAAAGGUUCCUUCAGAGAAACUUGUCUAACUUGGAAGUAUGGUCUGAUGAUAAGAAGGAAAAGAAACUCUACAUUGUCCUUAUCAGUUUGCAUGGUUUGGUUCGGGGAGAAAACAUGGAGCUUGGUAGAGAUUCCGACACUGGUGGACAGGUGAAAUAUGUGGUAGAGCUAUCCCGCGCACUUGCAAGGAUGCCAGGUGUUUAUAGGGUAGAUCUUUUUACACGCCAAGUCUCUUCACCUGAAGUUGAUUGGAGUUAUGGUGAGCCUGCGGAAAUGCUAACUAUGUGCUCUGAAGAUGAUGGAAACGGAGAUGAAGUGGGAGAGAGCAGCGGAGCAUACAUUAUAAGGAUCCCCUUCGGUCCACAGGAUAAGUACCUUGGCAAAGAAUUACUAUGGCCUUUCAUUCAAGAAUUUGUAGAUGGAGCUCUAGCUCACAUUCUUAAUAUGUCAAAGGUUUUAGGUGAACAAAUUGGUGGGGGGCAGCCUGUGUGGCCUUAUGUCAUCCAUGGGCAUUAUGCGGAUGCAGGGGACAGUGCAGCUCUCCUCUCUGGUGCUUUGAAUGUCCCAAUGGUGCUAACUGGACAUUCACUUGGAAGAAACAAGCUUGAACAGCUUCUUAAGCAGGGGCGACAAUCCAAGGAGGAUAUCAAUUCGACAUAUAAGAUUAUGAGAAGGAUAGAAGCUGAAGAGCUUUCCCUUGAUGCUGCAGAACUUGUUAUCACAAGUACCAAGCAGGAGAUUGAAGAGCAAUGGGGGCUUUAUGAUGGGUUUGAUGUGAAGCUUGAGAAAGUUUUACGUGCUCGGGCUAGACGUGGAGUCAAUUGCCAUGGCAGAUACAUGCCAAGGAUGGUGGUAAUCCCUCCUGGGAUGGACUUCAGCAGUGUUGUGGUACAAGAAGAUGCCCCUGAGGUUGAUGGGGAGCUUGCCACACUUAUGGGUGGUACUGAUGGGUCUCCGAAGGCAAUUCCAGCCAUAUGGGUUGAAGUAAUGCGGUUCCUUGCAAAUCCCCACAAACCAAUAAUCUUGGCUUUAUCAAGGCCUGACCCAAAGAAGAACAUAACAACACUUUUGAGGGCCUUUGGAGAGAGUCGUCACCUAAGAGAGCUCGCUAAUCUGGUACUAAUAAUGGGGAACAGGGAUGAUAUAGAUGAGAUGACUGGUGGAAAUGCUAGUGUGCUUACAACAGUACUGAAAAUGGUUGAUAAGUAUGACCUUUAUGGUCAAGUUGCCUACCCAAAACAUCACAAGCAGAACGAUGUUCCAGACAUAUACCGGCUUGCUGCAAAAACAAAGGGAGUCUUCAUAAAUCCUGCAUUGGUUGAACCAUUUGGGCUUACCUUGAUUGAGGCAGCAGCCCAUGGGCUUCCAAUGGUGGCUACUAAAAAUGGAGGACCAGUUGACAUUCAUCGGGCACUGAACAACGGCCUGUUGGUCGAUCCUCAUAGUAAAGAAGACAUUACGGAUGCGCUGCUUAAGUUGGUAUCAGAUAGGAAUUUAUGGCAUGAAUGUCGAAAGAAUGGUUGGAAGAACAUUCAUCUUUACUCGUGGCCUGAGCACUGUCGCACUUACUUGACUAGGGUGGCUGCUUGUCGAAUGAGGUACCCACAGUGGCAAACUGAUACUCCAUUGGAUGAAAUUCCUGACGAAGAGUCAUUUCUUAAUGACUCACUUAAGGAUGUGCAGGAUAUGUCACUUAGACUCUCUGUUGAUGGGGAUAAAUCAUCACUCAAUGAAUCUCUUGACUAUAAGGCUGCAGCUUCCGGUGACCCUGUCCAAGAUCAAGUGACACGUGUUCUAAGCAAGAUCAAGAAACCAGAAUCUGAUUCAAAAGACAAUAAAGAAGUUGGGAAGAAAACAGUCGACAAUUUGAUGAGCAAGUAUCCGUUGUUGAGGCGGCGACGCAAAUUAAUUGUUAUUGCACUUGACUGCUAUGACAGCAAAGGGGCUCCUGAGAAGAAGACAGCGCAGAUUGUGCAAGAUAUGUUUAAGGCUGUUCGAUCUGACGCAGAACUUGCAAAAGUCUCAGGAUUUGCUCUAUCAACAGCAAUGGGAGUGUCGGAGACAAUGGAGUUCUUGAAGUCAGAAAAGAUUCAAGUAAAUGACUUUGAUGCUUUGAUUUGUAGUAGUGGAGGAGAAGUAUAUUAUCCCGACACUUACACAGAAGCUGGAAAACUUUCUCCUGAUCCAGACUAUGCAUCACAUAUUGAUUACCGUUGGGGCAUUGAUGGCCUAGAGAAAACUAUUUGGAAACUGCUGAGUACAUCUGACAGUGGAUCCGAAUCGAAUCAAUCUUCCUGGGUCAUUGAGCCAGAUAAGAAAUCAAGCAAUGCUCAUUGCAUUUCAUUCUUGAUAAAAGAUCCUAGUAAGAUAAAACGUGUUGAUGAUUUGAGGCGAAAACUUCGGAUGAGAGGUCUCCGGUGCCAUCCAAUGUAUUGCAGGAACUCAACAAGAAUUCAAAUUAUUCCUCUUCUAGCUUCUCGAUCACAAGCACUCAGGUAUCUUUUCGUCCGCUGGAGAUUGAAUGUGGCGAACAUGUUUGUGGUUGUUGGUGAAACUGGUGACACUGACUAUGAGGAGAUGAUUUCCGGGGCUCAUAAAACCUUGAUCAUGAAAGGUACAGUGGAAAAGGGUUCUUGUGAAUUACUCCGAACGGUAGAUCUAAGAGAUGACAUUGUUCCUAAGGAAAGCUCCCUGAUUGGAUUCUUAAACACGGGUGCAAAGGUCAAUGAAAUCACCAAGGCAUUGAAACAACUGUUGGAAGCUUCAGUAGGAAUGUGAGGUAGUAAUCUCUAAUUGAAUGGGAAUUUGGUGCCCCUGGAGUUGUCCUUGUUGAUGUAGCUAGCUAAGCUAACAUCUGUCACUUGGAAAAAAGAAAGCUUUAUGUUGUUUAAAUAUGCAUACAAAGUUCAAUCUGUUCUUUUUCUCUUGAAGAAAGACUUGUAAAUGCAGUACAGAGGGACUUGUAAAUGAUGAUUAGGGCAUUGGAAUACUGAUGCACUUAAACUCUCUGCCACUUAUUUGUGUAAUGUCAUGUUGAACUUCAUACUAUAAUAUUUAUGUUUGAGAUGCC